UUGAGAAUCCGGUCACACUCGUGCGUUACGCUUCCUCGGUAAAGUAAUUGUUUUAGAACCAAUUGGCCUGUCUCUCAUUUACACCAAGCCCUUUUUAUCCCAGUGUAAAGGGGUCUUAAUGCAGGUGUACUGUAAUGUAGUCCCAUAUUAAGGCCCUUUUACCUGGCUGGUGUAAGAAUCAGAUCCUUUGACAACGUGACUUGAUUAGAGGAAGCCCUGGUUUCAGAUUGCCGCCAUGCUGGGGAAGAUGGUAGCGGCUGUUACAACCUUUGCAUGCCUGGUGGUGCUCAGCAACUUACAAACUAAUGAGGCCACAGAGGUGCUGAGCAAUCGGGUGAAUGGGAUUGUCCAUGGCACAGUGUAUCUGAACCCCAAACAGUCAGUCCCAGAGAAAUACAAGCAGAUCACCUGGUGGUUCAGGAAGUCCCUAAAGAUCCUGACUAAAAAAUGGGAUCAGCCAGUGUCUUACCGCAAUGGCUCUUUUCAUAAUAAACUGCGUUACCACGAGAAUCACACCCUGGAAAUUAACCAGCUGCAGAAGCAAGACAGCGGCACCUUCCGGAUGGAAGUGGAAGACAGCCAAAGCAAGAAGUCAGAUGAAGCUAUCCAGCUGGACGUGUACGAGCCCAUCCCUAAGCCCAGUGUGAAGGUCACUUCCAGGGUCAACAAAGAUGGAUGGUGCAAGGCCACCCUGGAGUGCAUUAUGGCUGCCACCCAAGUGACCUACCGCUGGUGUGAGAAUGAAGAGGAUUUAGUGGGCAAAAAUAGCAGCACACUGGACAUUGCGUUAAAGUCAGAAAGUGACGCAUCUUACAAAUGCAUCGUCAGCAACCCCGUCAGCGAAGAGACGGGCUUCAUCUAUUACAGAAGCCCUUGCACAUGGGAUGAGAAAAACUCAGCUGUGCCCGUGUCCAUGGCUCGGAAGAUGGCCGAUUCCAUUCUGGCAUUUGGAUUUCUCCUCCUUGUCCAUAACUGGGUCUAGGGCUGGGGAGUCAGGAAAACGCAACGAACUCCUCCAUUGCCUCCGCCUGGUGAAACACACAAGACCAAAAUGAACACCAGAAAUAACAGCGUUCGACAGCCAUCCACCAUCUUGCCAACACACUGGGCAUUAAACUAGAGACUUUCUU
Molecule: messenger RNA, 1130 nt
Organism: Gopherus flavomarginatus (Mexican gopher tortoise)
Lineage: Eukaryota; Metazoa; Chordata; Testudines; Testudinidae
Gene: CD48
Product: CD48 molecule
Exons: 4
Coding region: 236-982 (248 amino acids)
Source: RefSeq, a predicted model, not a curated record